AUGGAUAUCACUUUGAAUUUUAAAGAUCCUCAAGAAGAAAAUAAUUAUGGACUUUAUUCCCAUAAAAUAGACUUUAAUUUAUUUAAAAGGCUACUCUACAGUAUGUUACUUGGGUCUUUUUCAGGUUCUAUCUAUUUUCUAAUUAUUGGCAAUUAUUUAUAUAUUACUUUGGGUAGCUAUAUGUUUGUUUAGACAAUAAUUGCAAUUUUGCUUUCCAAAAAAUCAAUUUAAUAUCUUAAUAUAGUGGCACUUAUAUAUCAGAUAGAAAUUUAAACACUGCUUGCUACUCUGAUUACUUUAUUAGACAACUCUUUGCAUCGAGGAACAAUUAUGAUGAUAACCAGUGCUGCAUUUCAAAUGUCAGUGUGGUAAAUUUAAUAUAUAAAAGUCUUUAGCUUAUCCAUAGGUACGAAAUGCACUUUGAAACUUUUAGUGAGUCUUUAUUCAACUAUAAUUUAAUUAACACUAAGCUUAUUAAGUGAAACUGUUAGUCUCGUUUGGAUUGGAUUUGCAUUCUUCUCACUUAUGUUUGCCUUUCAAGUGACAUAUUAUUAAGAAUUUGAAAAAAGGUAAAAGUAUACACUUCACCAAAAUGCUCAAAAAAUUAAAGAGAAUUUGAUAAAUCAAAUUGAAAUUCCCAUUCUUAAAUGUUUCAGUAAUGAAAAUGAUAUAAGAUUGAUCUACUCUGAAUCAAAUAAAUGUGCUAAAUCAACUCUUAAAAUUAAUGAUUAAAGUAGUUUUAUAAGAUUUACUAGAGAUGUAAUUAUCUUAGAAGGUAAAACUACUUCAAUAUUGACUAAAUAAUCUUCUAUUUUGUAAUUUUAAGGAAAAUAGAAUCUUGAACAAUUAAUUCAUAAAUUUUUUAAAAAAAAGGUUGGAGAAGAUUCUAUGCUUCAUAAAACUUUUUAAGCGUAUAGAUGUAGGGUUAAACAUUUAUCUUAAGAAUAUUUUUGUCAACUUAUUUUGUUACAUGAAGAUUAACCAUUAUGUGUCAUAUAUCUUUAAAAAACCUAUGAUGAUUUUAUUAUCAAGACUAAUGAAAAAAUGAUUAUUUUUAAUCAAUUAUUAAAACGGUGUGUUAAAGAAAGUUUUUAAAAAAUUAAUGCUUAAUAAGAAUGUAUUUCACUUUUAUAUCAAAAUUUUAAGUAAAAUAAUUUAGUUGAUAUGAUUAAUAAAUUAGCUUAAGAACUUUUUUAACUAAAUAUUUACUUUGCUAAUUGCAAAAUCUUAUUUAAUUCUUAACAUUUUCACUUUUAAACUAAAAAAUCACAUAAUUUAGUUGUCUUAAUUUAAUAAAUUGUAUUUCAUUUCAAAUACUCUCUAUCAUCUAGGUCAAUUUCAGUAACUCUUAAAGCAAAAUCAAAUAUUAUCGUUUAAGAAAAUGAAAUACUUCUUAGACAAUUACUUUAUAAUAUAAUUGAAAAUGCUAUUUAAUUUGCUUAAGACAUAAUUAAAAUUGAAAUUAAUUCACAAUAUAAUAAUAAUGUUCAACAUUACAUUAUUGAAAUUAAAUUUACUAAUUCUAUAGAUAAAAACUAUCUAAAAUAUAAUAAUGAAAAUAAAGAAUUAAGAAUGGGACAUCUGGUUAUAAAUAAAAUUUUAAAAUUGAUAAGUCCCUACUCUUCAUUUUUCACAUAAUAGGAUGAAAGUGUUUAUUGUAUAAGGUUUUAUUUGUUUCAAUAACUUUGA
Paramecium sonneborni is the source of this 1689-nucleotide messenger RNA. NCBI's taxonomy places the organism in Eukaryota, Ciliophora, Oligohymenophorea, Peniculida, Parameciidae. The record is from the annotation of a GenBank genome assembly.